Messenger RNA from Candoia aspera, 912 nucleotides. RefSeq names its product SLX9 ribosome biogenesis factor (gene SLX9). Bases 24 to 680 code for a protein of 218 amino acids. The record is from RefSeq and is a predicted model, not a curated record. Gene Ontology annotation, biological process: maturation of SSU-rRNA from tricistronic rRNA transcript (SSU-rRNA, 5.8S rRNA, LSU-rRNA). Gene Ontology annotation, cellular component: preribosome, small subunit precursor; nucleolus; 90S preribosome. Lineage: Eukaryota; Metazoa; Chordata; Lepidosauria; Squamata; Candoiidae. The transcript is spliced from 6 exons.
GUGCCGAUUUUGCUUGGCUCGCGAUGGUGGGGAAAAUAGUAAGACAAAGGAGGCUCCACCAGCCAGCGCCGAAGCCGACCGAGCCGCAGCAGAGCGGGGGCGAGAAGGUGCUUUCGGCGGCUGCGCUGACCUGCAGCGCUGACACCGAAAAGGGCAAGUCAGUUCUGACAUCAAACAUUUUUUCUGGGGUAAAUAUUGAUCCAAAAAUUCUGGUGAAGAAGUUGGACACUGAUUCAAGGAAUCCUGUUUCAGUUGUAAAAGAUGGAGAUGAAAAAGUACUUAUGUCUAAGAAAGAAAAAAUGAAGCUGCGUAAGGAGAGAUGGCUGCAAAAAAUCGAGGGUAUUAAGAUAGCAAAGCAGCAGCAAAAAGCAGAGGCAAAGCGAAAGGCUAUUCCAGUUGUUGGAGAUAUGCACCCAUUGAUGGAUGCUCUGCCUGAGCUUUCAGAUCUGGUGACAGUAAGAAAGUUCUGCAAACAGCGUAAUAAGAUGCAAAAGAAGAAGAAGGUGUUGACAAAUUUCAACCGGAUGAAAUCAGCCCAGAAACGCAAGGUCUUGGAGGAGGAAGUAGCACACUUUCACAAGACUACAUCAAACCCUUUGUUCAAAGCCAAUCCUCUGUCACUGAUUAGUGAGCAUCUUUCGAAAAGACUAAAACAGGAGGAGGAGGAAGAACCACUUUAAUGCCUUUACUGAGAAUGUUUGAAAGCACUAGAAAUCGACUCCACAGUGGCUUUAUCUGUACAGUGGGCUAACAUAACUUUUGGAAAUCAGUGGAUGAGAACCAGUAACCUUUUUUGCCGACCACAGAAAUAAUGUGGCCAACAUCAAUUUGUAAACUAUGAAUACUAGUUAUAAUUCUGGAUUGUUUUGUUGGAAACUUGCGGAAUUCUGUAGAUCUAGGACUGUUCCAAUU